CUUCAGUUGACUCAGCUGGACUCGGCUGGCGCUUGACGGAAUAGUGGGAAGCGCGUUGCUUCUGACGCGACUGCUCGGAGUUGUUAUUAAUUGCGCCGGAUUUGCCGAUUGACGCGUCGUUUCAUGGAAAAUAUCGCGCGUGCGACACUCGGGGACCACAGCGCAACGAACGAGGCCACAUUCGUAGAUCCGGGGGAACGAAUAGUACAAAAUGAAGCCUUUGAUCGACUUCGAGGAAUGUUUACGAGAUACUCCAAAGUUUCGAUCCUGCAUCGAAGAGGUGGAGAAGAACAUAGAUCAACUCGAGCAGAAGUUGGAUAAGGUACUAAAGAAUUGCAGCCUAACUAUCGAUACUGGGAAAGCCUUUGUUGGACAGCAGAACCAAUUUGCUAACAGUCUGUGGGAGUUGUCCCUGUACUUCAGCGAUGAUCCGGAAAUAAUGGCAUUCUUAAACAAACUUAUUCAUGCGCUACAAGAGAUGAACAAGUAUCACAGCAUCUUGAUAGACCAAGCCUCCAGGACCGUGAUGAAGGAUCUCAAUAAUUUUAUCAAGAGCGACAUCAAGAGAGUGAAGGAGUCGCGGCACUACUUCGAGAGGAUCUCCGGCGACCUCGAUAUCGCGCUGAACAGAAAUUCCCAAGUGCCGAAGUCACGGCCGGCGGAGUACGAGGAAACGUCGAACAUUCUGUCGGCCACCCGCUCGUGCUUCCGGCACACCGCGUUAGACUACAUUCACGCGCUGACGAUGCUGCAGGCGCGCAAACGCCACGAGGUGUUGGGCACGCUGCUGAGCUACAUGCACGCGUGCACUACUUACUACCACCAAGGUAGCGAUCUUGCUCAAGACUUGGAUCCGUUUUUGAAAAGUCUCGACGAGAACCUAGAUAAGAUGAGAAACGAUUCGAGUAAGCUCGAGAAGGAGAUGGAGAACCGGCACAUUUACGUUAAUAAUCGAGAUCUGAUCCCCUCCCCGGUACCCGGCAAUCCCAAGAUGGAGGGCUACUUGUUUAAAAGAACCAGUAAUGCUUUCAAGACCUGGAACAGGAGGUGGUUUUGCUUGAGGGAUCACCAGCUGGUAUACCGGAAGCGAACGGGCGACGAGGAGUACACGAUCAUGGAGGAGGAUCUACGGCUGUGCACCGUCAAGCCCGUGGUCGACUGCGACAGGAGGAACUGCUUCGAAGUUUUAAGUCCGACCAAAAGUCACAUACUGCAGGCCGAUAGCGAGGAGGCGUAUCUGGCGUGGGUGACGGCGAUGCAGCAGGCCAUCGGCGCCGCGAUUCAGAGAGGCAUGAGUUUAGGUGCUAACGUCAACCCGCAGUCGCAGUCGCGCGACAGUAAGGGCCCCGUGAGACCCCACCUGACGAGACCGAAAUCAAGAGUGUGGGAACAACUGUUGAAGAUCUCGGGCAACGACGUCUGCUGCGAUUGCGGUGACGCCAAUCCGAGAUGGGCCAGUAUUAACUUGGGCAUCACGCUCUGCAUAGAAUGCUCCGGCGUGCACCGAAGCCUCGGGGUGCACUACAGCAAAGUCCGCUCCUUGACCCUGGACGAUUGGGAGCCAGAGAUACUGAAAGUAAUGGCGGAGCUGGGGAAUUCCGUGGUGAAUAGCAUAUACGAGGCUCUACCUGUACCUUCCGACAUCGCCAAGGCCACACCUAAAUGCAACGCGAAUAUUCGCGAGGCUUGGAUAAAAUUGAAGUACGUAGAUCGCAAGUUCGUGAAGCCGUUGGCUGACGCGAUGCUGGCCGGGCACCACGCCAGCCGAGAGCAAAUGCGCUUCCGGAAGUGGAGCGUGCGCAAGCUGCGGCGCAGGCCACGCAGCUGCGACAGGAUCAAUAAUUGUAACAAAGCAUCGGCGUUAUCGUCCGUGAAGGAGAGUCAGCAUUCCGCGAGCUCGGAUGACAGCAAGCACACGUCGAUCGAUAGCUUGAAUUCCGUCGGCAAGGCGAAGAAGGCGGAGCGGGACUCGGUGAGUUCCGACGACAGCGCCAACGUUGACCUGAAGAAUACCUCGACCCUCUACGGAAAGAUCUUAAACCGCUCGCAAAAUGAUCUGAACGAUGCCAGCAAGCACGCCAAGACCGUCGGAGAGGCCGUCGCGUGCGGCGAACCGGCGGCGCAAGACGUCGGUCUCGCGGAGGGCGAAUCGGACGGCAAUGCGCCUGCAGCCAGCGAAUCGAGGAAGAAUCUCGGCGAUCAUGCCAGUAAUGCCAAAGACGAUGACAAGAGCGUGUCUGAAAAUGAAGAUCUCAAGUCGGAGAAGCACUGCCAUGAGAAAACCGAGUUGGAUAUAUUGAUGUUUGGUUGCGACGUGCCGAAACCCGCGAUCGACGGCAAUCUCGAGCUGAGCUCCGAUCAAGAUUCGACAGCCGGCGAGGACGAGGAAUUCACCGACGAGGAGGACAUAGAGAAUCUACACCCCGAGAUGUUGCUCUACAAGGCCGCGGCGGCGCACAAUCUGCCCGUGAUGUGCGCGGCGUUGGCCGCCGACGCGGAUAAACUCUGGUCGAACGUUAACGAUAAGAACCGCAGCGCCCUGCACCAAGCAAUAAUAAGCGGUUCCGUUAUGUCGUGCGAGUACCUUCUCCUGAACGGCGCGCGAAUCAACUGUCAGGACGCCGAGGGCAAGACUCCGCUGCACUUGGCAACGGAAUUAGGACACACUGCACAAGUGUGCCUACUUCUGAAGCACCGUGCCGAUCAGCACAUCGAGGACGAGAGCGGGGUGAAACCCCUGUCGAUCGCUGUGAAGGAGGCGAACGCCGACAUCGUUACCCUACUGCGACUCGGCCUCCUGAACGAAGAGAUGAAGGACUCCGAGAUCGGCGUCACCGGUGAUGAAACGUUCAACGACGUCGUCCGCGACUUCAGCCAGUUGGCCUGCUCGCACCCGGAACGGCUGCAACGUCGAAACGAAACCACGAAUUUGCCGCCUGAAUGAGGUCGCGGACUCUAGCGUAGGCUAUCCAAAGGCUCAUAAAAAACUUGGACGACGCGUUGUGAAUUGAGAGAGCUGUCUUUCGAACUGUUGCAGGGUAUUGAUCGAUAAUCGCGCAAACGCGUGGCUCCGCACGAGAAAUCGCUGGGGCUGAACAAUCGUGCUGAUAUUUCAAACGGUUUGUCGUUUUACGCCGAUUUUAUUUUUAUAAUAUUCUCGAGAGGGAAUAAUUUGAAUUACAACGAUUAGUUCCUUUCCUUUACGAUCUUUCAUACGAAAACCUCGAGGGAAUCGCGAACGCACGGGAUUAUACCUCGGACGAGCUGGUGCUCGGUCGAGUCGCCAUGAUAUCCGGAUAUCAUGUGGCUCCCCUUCCGGGUACUCCAGAGCAGGGUAAAACAAGAAAUGUACAUCACGUACGAGUAAGUGAUAUGUAAUGCAAAGAGAUUUGUUCAAAUGGCGAGAGUCGCGCCACUAAACUUUGAAUACAUACAAGCGGCCUAGCGGGAUUACGUAGUUCUAAGAUAGAUUUUUUACACGCCUAGCGUAAAUGUGUCUUUAUACAGGGUGGCCCAUUUUAAUUUAUACAGUCGAUUUUU
This is a messenger RNA of Ooceraea biroi (clonal raider ant), 3540 nucleotides long. RefSeq names its product Centaurin beta 1A (gene CenB1A). The record is from RefSeq and is a predicted model, not a curated record. NCBI's taxonomy places the organism in Eukaryota, Metazoa, Arthropoda, Insecta, Hymenoptera, Formicidae. Gene Ontology annotation, molecular function: protein binding; GTPase activator activity. Gene Ontology annotation, cellular component: cytoplasm.